Molecule: messenger RNA, 456 nt
Organism: Cariama cristata (Red-legged seriema)
Lineage: Eukaryota; Metazoa; Chordata; Aves; Cariamiformes; Cariamidae
Product: retinol dehydrogenase 16-like
Exons: 3
Source: RefSeq, a predicted model, not a curated record
GGCCGCAUCUCCUUUUUCGGUGGGGGUUACUGCAUCUCCAAGUUUGGCGUGGAAGCCUUCUCCGACAGUCUCCGGGUUGAGAUGCGCAGCUUCGGGGUGAAGGUCAGUGUGAUCGAGCCAGGCUACUUCAAGACAGCGAUCGUCAGCACCGAGAAGCUGGAGAAAAGUUUUCUUUCCAUCUGGGAGAAGCUCCCAGAGGAAACCAAAGCAAGUUACGGGGAGAAUUACGUGAAGGAGUUUUUGGCAGGACUCAGGAAGAUGACGAAGAAUUGCAAGUCCAACCUGACGCUGGUCACAGACUGCAUGGAUCAUGCGCUGACCAGCCGCUACCCCCGCACCCGCUACGCUGUGGGCUGGGAUGCCAAGCUGCUCUGCAUCCCCCUCAGCUACCUGCCGUCAGCCCUCGUGGAUCUCGUCGUCUCCUGGCACCACCCCAAACCUGCCCAGAAAGCCUAA